AUGGUAGUGUUCAAUGGCCUUCUUAAAAUCAAAAUCUGCGAGGCCGUGAGCUUGAAGCCCACAGCCUGGUCACUGCGCCAUGCGGUGGGACCCCGGCCGCAGACUUUUCUCCUCGAUCCCUACAUCGCGCUCAACGUGGACGACUCGCGCAUCGGCCAAACGGCCACCAAGCAGAAGACCAACAGCCCGGCCUGGCACGAUGAGUUCGUCACCGAUGUGUGCAAUGGUCGCAAGAUCGAGCUGGCCGUCUUUCACGAUGCCCCCAUCGGCUACGAUGACUUCGUGGCCAACUGUACCAUCCAGUUCGAGGAGCUGCUGCAGAACGGGAGCCGCCACUUCGAGGACUGGAUUGAUCUGGAGCCAGAAGGAAGAGUGUACGUGAUCAUCGAUCUCUCAGGGUCAUCAGGUGAAGCCCCUAAAGACAAUGAAGAGCGUGUGUUCAGGGAGCGCAUGCGACCGAGGAAGAGGCAAGGGGCCGUCAGGCGCAGGGUCCACCAGGUCAAUGGCCACAAGUUCAUGGCCACUUACCUUCGGCAGCCCACCUACUGCUCCCACUGCAGAGAUUUCAUCUGGGGCGUCAUAGGAAAACAGGGAUACCAAUGUCAAGUUUGUACCUGCGUUGUCCACAAGCGGUGCCACGAACUCAUCAUCACAAAGUGCGCUGGACUGAAGAAGCAGGAAACCCCUGAUGAGGUGGGCUCCCAGCGGUUCAGUGUCAACAUGCCACACAAGUUUGGGAUCCACAACUACAAGGUCCCCACCUUCUGUGACCACUGUGGUUCCUUGCUCUGGGGCCUCUUGCGGCAGGGUUUGCAGUGUAAAGUCUGCAAGAUGAACGUUCACCGCCGAUGCGAGACCAAUGUGGCGCCCAACUGUGGGGUAGAUGCCAGGGGGAUCGCCAAAGUGCUGGCUGACCUGGGUGUCACUCCGGACAAAAUUACCAACAGUGGCCAGAGGAGGAAAAAGCUCGUUGCUGGUGCCGAGUCCCCCCAGCCUGCUUCCGGAAGCUCCCCAUCUGAGGAAGAUCGAUCCAAGUCAGCACCCACCUCCCCUUGUGACCAGGAAUUAAAAGAGCUUGAAAACAACAUCCGGAAGGCCUUGUCAUUUGACAAUCGAGGAGAAGAGCACCGGGCAUCGUCCACUGACGGCCACCUGGCCAGCCCUGGAGAGAAUGGUGAAGUCCGGCAAGGCCAGGCCAAGCGCUUAGGCCUAGACGAGUUCAACUUUAUCAAGGUGUUGGGCAAAGGCAGCUUUGGCAAGGUCAUGUUGGCGGAACUCAAGGGCAAAGAUGAAGUGUAUGCUGUGAAGGUCUUAAAGAAGGAUGUCAUCCUUCAGGAUGAUGACGUGGACUGCACAAUGACAGAGAAGAGGAUUUUGGCUCUGGCACGGAAACACCCGUAUCUAACCCAACUCUACUGCUGCUUUCAGACCAAGGAUCGCCUCUUUUUUGUCAUGGAGUAUGUCAACGGUGGAGACCUCAUGUUCCAGAUUCAGCGCUCCCGAAAAUUCGAUGAACCUCGCUCCCGGUUCUAUGCUGCGGAGGUCACAUCGGCCCUCAUGUUCCUCCACCAGCACGGAGUGAUCUACAGGGAUUUGAAACUGGACAACAUCCUUCUAGAUGCAGAAGGCCACUGCAAACUGGCUGACUUUGGGAUGUGCAAGGAAGGGAUUCUGAAUGGCGUGACGACCACCACGUUCUGUGGGACCCCUGACUAUAUAGCUCCCGAGAUCCUCCAGGAGCUGGAGUAUGGCCCCUCUGUGGACUGGUGGGCCCUGGGGGUGCUGAUGUACGAGAUGAUGGCUGGGCAGCCCCCCUUUGAGGCCGAUAACGAGGACGACCUGUUUGAAUCCAUCCUCCAUGAUGACGUGCUCUACCCUGUCUGGCUCAGCAAAGAGGCUGUCAGCAUCCUAAAAGCUUUCAUGACCAAGAACCCCCACAAGCGCCUGGGCUGUGUGGCUGCACAGAACGGCGAGGAUGCCAUCAAGCAGCACCCUUUUUUCAAGGAGAUCGACUGGGUGCUCCUGGAGCAGAAGAAGAUCAAGCCGCCCUUCAAGCCGAGAAUUUUUGCUUCAGUGUGAAUGUCCCUCUUUAAGAAAACCAAAAGAGAUGUCAAUAACUUUGACCAAGACUUUACCCGGGAAGAGCCAGUACUCACACUUGUGGAUGAAGCAAUCGUGAAGCAGAUCAACCAGGAGGAGUUCAAAGGCUUUUCCUACUUUGGUGAAGACCUGAUGCCCUGAGGAGCCACUUGGGGUGGGCUUGCCACUGCUGCAAGGAGGAUGCUGAGAAGACCCAGGUUCCAGAGACUCCUAAGGUCCAGAACUAUUCCUCUUCCUGGAGUCCCCGUCCCAUGCCAUCCUCUAUUUAUUGCCUUCCCUUCCCCAUGCCACCCCCUAUCCCACCUCCUGGUGACCAGCAGGCACUCUCGGAUCUUGCUUCCUUUGGAAUACAGACUGGAGUUGGGUCAGCCCCGGGGUGUCUACAUUGCAGUGUUUGGACUGUGGCAAGCCUGGUUCGACUCCAUGUGGGGGGCUCCUAGCUGUGAAGCAACUUCAAUUCUUUUAUUACAAAGAAAAAAGAAAAAUAUCAAACAAGAAGACUCUGGCUUUGCCACUGGAUAUAGAAUCCUGACACCUCCUGCUUCUCAUCCCUUCUGUCCUCUGGCCUGCCAUCCCUGCCCUUCUGCCCAGGACAAGAAGAGACUGGCACCUCCUCACGUGAAGGCGGGUGCCCUUGAUGGAGGGGACCCAGGAGACACACAAGCCAGCGAGCUGCAUCGGUUUGCUUGGGAAUGGCUCAUUCUGGCUUGCUUUGGUGUCUGCUUUGAAGCAUGCCAGAGUCUUACAAGUUUGUGUAUCAUAGAAGAAAUCACUUUUGUGGAAAAAAUAAUUUUGAAUUUUGAACCUCAUUAACAUUUGAAAAAUGUUUAUCAAAAUUAGCUUUCUAAUUGGCCAAAAGAUAGAAAUUCCAGUAUGAAGACAGGUGGAUAUUAAAGGGCUAAUAUACAAAGAGAAUCCAGUCGUCCAAGAUUUGUGCUAUCGAUUCGUUAGUGACACAUGAGGGCUCGUUGAGUUGAAAGAAAAGGAAACAAGUAGCACUCCUUAUUCUUACAGUUCUACCUGAAUACAAAGGCCACCACAGCAAUGGCCAGGACCCUCGGGUUCUUGGCAAAACUCAGUUCCCAGUGUCGUCCUGAGUUCCCAACAUAAACGCUAUUUAUUUUCUGCAGCAAUGUGUUAUUUUGUGCACUUCUACAAAAAUGAUAGUACUACUGUGUUGUGGUUUUUUAAACAUUAAGCAUUUAAAGUUAAUUCUGAAGUUUUGACUUAAGAGGCUCACUGCGUGUUGGGUAGAGCAUGGCAGGAGACCAAAGGGAACGGGUUUGCAAACUGACAGUGUGACUGCUUGUACUCGGAGUUUUGUUUCCAUGGGACAUGCAGGGGCAACUCAUGUGGACACUACUUAUGAAUGAGAUAUUACCUCCUGUAGAUAUGCUAACAGUGUUACGUUCUUUGAUUUCCAAGGGUUCUCUGUGGCUUUGUGCAUAUGUUUCCUGGAGGUCAUUUGAUUACCUAUUUUACUGAACUGAUUUAGCAGGGGAAUGGAAUCCAUUCUAACUGUUGCACGUGGAUUUCCCAGCUGUUCCUAAAUAUAUAUACUUGUGAGUGGCAAAGUGGCACUAAUGAAGCUUUUUGCCUUUUGUACAUUUGAGAUUUUUGUAUAUAUUGUUUGCUGCAAGGCCUGUGGAAUUAAUUCAUUGAAUAUAGAGGUAUCAACUGCUGCAUGUUCAGGCAUAUUAUAAAACUUUAGUCUAUGAAAGAAUAAUUAUAAUAAUGUCCAGGUGCAAUACUCUAUAAGCGUAUUGGUUCAAGUUACCGAGAGAUAGGUGUAUUCUUUUUUUGGGGGGAGGUAUUGUUUAUUUCAUUUUGUUUUAUUUUAAAAGAUGUAAACAUAUAUGUGUAUUAAGCUAUAUUAAAUUUCAUGUAUAGUUCUCCUGUGCUCUAUUAUGCCCUGACAGAGAUAGGGGACCAAAAGGAAUAUUUUCAGUUGUGCUUUUAAAGCUUAGACAGUGACUAUUUUGAACCCAUAGGGUGCGUCCCUAUUUGCAUCUGGCUGGUAACAGCCCUUGUUACUAACGAUGACAUUCAGUUCUCUUUCAUUUUAUCUUUUAAAAACUCAGGUGUAAUUAUUAUCUGUUCUUAUGAUGAUUGCAAAUAUUGAAUAUUAUGCUAUAUCAAUCCAUGUGUUUGGCAUACCAGUGAAGUGAUAAAGAACAUUGGAUUAAUUUAAUUUAUCUACGGUAACUUGACAUACCAGGGGCAGACUAUCUUCUGGAGUGGAGUACAAGCACAGAAACAUCUUCAUGGUGGCAUCAUCUCAUUUUUUAGGGAGACAUGACAAUACACCCAUCAUACUCAUGCAUAAUCUCAAUCAACCGUCAAACGCCCCUUCCCCCCACCUGUCUUUCCUGCUUCCUUUGCCACUGUGAACUGCAGACAACCAAGCCAUCUUCAACUACAAUGCCAAAUGGCCUUGUCCAAGGACUGGUGGUGUUUGCAUGGCUGUGAGGGUCAGGCCCUUCCUACAGGACAACAGGCAUUUUUGCUGGGAAGUCAGAUAAUACAUUCCACCUGGCAGCUCUAGGCCCCAAGAGCACCCGCAGCCAGCGGCCAGGAAGCCUCCACUGCCUGUCACACAGGCAGAUUGAAAUCCAGUCUAGACCUAUGGAAAAAGGCACCUGUAUUCCUUGAGUACUUUAUUUGCAACAAGAAUUUGGAAGCAGACAAACUCUUACAUUUUUGCCAGUUCUUUGUAAUCUUUCCAGCGCUGGCUCACACACACUCUUUCUCUCCCCCUGUUACCCUCCCUCCCGCCCACCCUCUUUUUUAAAGGAAAAAAGUGCAAAAAAUGCCAAAAAAAAAAAAAAAUGAAGGAUAGCUAUUCUCUUGUGUUCUCUCAUUAUAGACUUUGUGAAGUAGAAACAUAAUUUUUCCUCCAAAGGUGAAAAUACAAUGCAUUCUUGCUUUAUUAAAAAAAAAAAGAAGGCUUAAAAAGUUACCUCUUUUUAAAUUAUGUGCAAAAUAAUUCUGGCUAAAUAUAAAACAUAUUCAAUUUUAAAGGUUUUAUUUUGUAUUGUGAUGCUUUAUUUGUACAUUGUUUCCUUUCUGGAUGUAAUUUUAAUCUCUUGCCAUUCAUUAGUGUUAUUUCAUUGUAAACAUUGUUGUGCCAAAUGUACUGUAUUCAAAAUGAUGUGAAUGUGUAUUGUUUCAGAACCUAAUAAAUACAAGGAUGUUAAAUCUUA
Cavia porcellus (domestic guinea pig) is the source of this 5303-nucleotide messenger RNA. RefSeq names its product protein kinase C epsilon (gene Prkce). Gene Ontology annotation, molecular function: diacylglycerol-dependent, calcium-independent serine/threonine kinase activity; ATP binding. The record is from RefSeq and is a predicted model, not a curated record. Gene Ontology annotation, biological process: peptidyl-serine phosphorylation; intracellular signal transduction. Lineage: Eukaryota; Metazoa; Chordata; Mammalia; Rodentia; Caviidae. Gene Ontology annotation, cellular component: cytoplasm; nucleus. The transcript is spliced from 16 exons. Bases 1 to 2079 code for a protein of 692 amino acids.